Molecule: messenger RNA, 2084 nt
Organism: Linum trigynum
Lineage: Eukaryota; Viridiplantae; Streptophyta; Magnoliopsida; Malpighiales; Linaceae
Source: the annotation of a GenBank genome assembly
ACAAUACAGUAUUUUAGAUAAAAAGCCGCAAAGGAUUAGGAUUUAGGAAUUCUGUUAAAUAUAGGAUUAGGAAUUGUUGCUCGCACGCACGCACAAGGAAAAACAUAAAACGAGUAUUUCGAUCUCUUGGCUUUGUGGCAUCCCUUCUCCUUGUGCGGCGUUUUCAUCUUCCAUCGAUUUGUUGGUCUGCCACCAUGCCCACCGAGAACUGCACCUCCGAUUGGGAUCCGCCGCCGCUAUGCGCACGCCUUGUUCCUUGCGCCUCCUCCAAAAGACGAAGGAUCAGCCAAGCCCAAGAAGGAAACAGUCCAGAUCCAAUCAGCAAACUCGGGGACGAUGUCCUCGUACAAAUCCUGAUUCGCCUCCCUGACCCCAGAUCCGCCUCCCGGUGCAGAUGUGUGUGCAAGCGGUGGAGCUCACUGAUCUUCAGCCCCGACUUCAAUCGCCUUUUUGUUCCGCGCCACAUGAGCAGGAACAGCGAACCACCUCUGCUUCUCCCCUCGUUCGACUACUCCCUCUCCAUCCUCCUGACCUUCCUCCCCGUGCCUCGAGGAGUCGAGACCGAUUUCUGCGUCUGCGAUUCCUUCGAGGACCUGGUUUUGUGCGGGUUCGACGAAGCAGACGGACCCAAUGGCGAAUUCGGCAGAACCUUCUUCAUCUGCAAUCCGUUUACGAAGCUCUGGGUCGCUCUGCCUCUCGCUCCGACAAGACCAGAGGGGUACUUUCAGAUGGAGGCGAGGCUGGUUUGUGAACCCCGGCAGUCUAUCGAUCUCGAUCUAGUUGUUUAUUCAGAGUACAGGUUUCGGGUGGUGUGUAUGUAUCUGUUGCGCCAGUCGAUCUAUCUGGACGUGUUCUGCUCCGAGUCCAGAGAAUGGACGAGCAGGGCUCUUGUCCUUGAUGGGUUUCUGAGACUGAGGGAUCCGCAUUUGAUCUCGUGGAAUGGGGAGUUGGUUUGGGGGUGCCGCAGAGCCGAAGCAGGGGCUGCACCUCAGCUCGUUCGAUUCAACCCUUUCCGUCCUGAUGUUCCUCCCACCUGCACCGACGUUUCUCAGCUCCUGCCGAGACGGUGGAACAUCUCGGUCUCACAGGGCGCUUUCCACAUAUUCGAGCUCGACGCCAAGGCCGAUUGUGUGCGUGCACGCGUCUGGAGGCUGGAAAAAGAAGAAGACCGUCGUGAAUGUUGGAGCCAUUACCUGGUGUCGGUGAAGGCCUUCGUUUCAUGGCGUGACAAUGACUUUCAGCUCGAGCGCUGUUCAGUAAUUGGUCUGCAUCCAGCGAACCCAGGAAUUGUCUUAUUGUAUUACCCUCGCUAUGGUGGGGAGAUGGGAGAUGAUGAAAUCGUGACUUGCGACUUGAGCAGCGGAGAGCUGGCGCACUUUUAUCAGCCUAUGUCCACAUUGAGGAUCUUCCAGCCCGCGGUAUCUUGCUGGCCUACUCCGAUUCCAAGGUACAAGGAAUUGCAAGGCAUGUAUGCUGGAAGCUACAAAUGUUGGGUUCAACGGGGCGGCCAAGUACCAACUCCCUUCAAGAGGGUGUUAGAUAUUCUUCGUGUAAACCGGAAGACACCUGAACUGCUGCUUGGUCGAUGAUGAUUUAUGAAAAGCUCUGCUCUCUCGGCCUGCAGGUGAAGAGGAGGAAGGAAAGGCAGGCUUGAAUUGGCUUUUGACGUCAAACUAAACUAUGUCAAGAUGUGGAAUCUGGCCUCUGUAGCUUCUAUAUGUAAUUUGGAGUUUCUAUAUGCAAAGUUUAAGUUAGUAAGUAUGGCCUUGGUGGUCGUUGGCCCGAUUGCAGACAUGUAAAUAUAGUUGUUGCUAGAUGUAGCACCGUGAUGUGCAAAUCCGGGAGAUAAAUGGUGUUCCCGAGCUGAAGAACUUUCAGCUUGUCUCCUCUCCUACAGUCCCUACUUAGUUAAUGGUCAUGGCAUUUUCAUUUAGGCAAUUGAUCCCAAUAGGAAGCUCCAUAGUUGGAGACUUUUUGUUUGCUACAAUUUUUUUUUUUAUUUCGGAACUUCCGACACACCUCAAAUAAUUGUAAGCGACACAUCUUCGAGAAUGAUUUUCUUGUUAUAAAGUUAUUUAUCUUAA